Molecule: messenger RNA, 4228 nt
Organism: Perca fluviatilis (European perch)
Lineage: Eukaryota; Metazoa; Chordata; Actinopteri; Perciformes; Percidae
Product: 6-phosphofructo-2-kinase/fructose-2,6-bisphosphatase
Exons: 15
Coding region: 235-1680 (481 amino acids)
Biological process (GO): fructose metabolic process; fructose 2,6-bisphosphate metabolic process
Cellular component (GO): 6-phosphofructo-2-kinase/fructose-2,6-biphosphatase complex; cytosol
Molecular function (GO): 6-phosphofructo-2-kinase activity; fructose-2,6-bisphosphate 2-phosphatase activity; ATP binding
Source: RefSeq, a predicted model, not a curated record
UUGGAGCCAUUUGUUGUCAGACAGGAAAAGCUUAAAGUAACGACGGUUGAACCCGAAGGACGUGUGUGUGUGUGUGUGUGUGUGUGUGUGUGUGUGUGUGUGUGUGUUUGUGUGUGUGUGUGUGUGUGUGUGUGUGUGUUUACUAACCCGGAGGCAGCACACUGAGGACGAGGAGCAAACAUUUGAGGGACACUGAGCUGCACCGACCAUUAGACACACAGAGAGGUUUGGAGGAUGAGCGGAGACGGGAUGGAGGCGCAGGGGGGUGCAAGGAGGACGCUCCGGUUCCAGCGGCCGCACGCGUCAGUGCCCCAGUUCACCAACUCCCCAACCAUGAUCGUGAUGGUGGGACUCCCAGCCAGAGGGAAAACCUACAUCUCUAAGAAGCUCACCAGAUACCUGAACUGGAUCGGAGUGACCACUAAAGUGUUCAACGUCGGGCAGUACAGAAGAGAUGCCACACGUUCCUACAACAGCUUUGAGUUCUUCAGACCUGACAACACAGAGGCCAUGAAGAUACGCAAGGCGUGUGCCGUUGCUGCCCUGAAAGAUGUGUGUGACUACUUCACCAGAGAGCUGGGCCAGGUCGUGGUUUUUGAUGCCACCAACACCACUGCCGAGCGCAGAGAGAUCAUCCUCAGCUUUGCCAAAGAAAAUGGCUACAAGGUUUUCUUUGUGGAGUCUAUAUGUGACGAUCCAGAAAUCAUUGCUCAGAACAUUAAACAAGUAAAGCUGAGCAGUCCGGACUAUGUGGACUGUGACAAAGAGGAGGCCGUGGCCGACUUUCUGAAGAGGAUCAAAUGUUACAAGCUGACCUACGUCCCUCUGGACGACAACAGGGACAGGAACUUGUCGUACAUUAAGAUCUUUAACGUGGGCAGCAGGUACCUGGUGAACCGGGUCCAGGACCACAUCCAGAGUCGGAUUGUCUACUACCUGAUGAACAUCCAUGUCACCCCAAGAUCCAUCUUCUUGUGUCGCCACGGAGAGAGCGAGCUCAACCUCGUGGGUCGUAUCGGGGGAGACUCGGGGCUGUCACCUCGCGGGGCAAAGUUUGGCAGUUCUUUGGGCACCUACAUGCGUGGUCAGUGCAUCAGCGACCUGAAGGUUUGGACAAGCCACAUGAAGAGGACAAUCCAGACCGCCGAGGCUCUGGGAGUCCCGUACGAACAGUGGAAGGCCCUGAACGAGAUCGACGCUGGUGUCUGUGAGGACAUGACGUACGAGGAGAUUCAGAAGAAUUACCCAGAGGAGUUUGCACUGAGGGACCAGGACAAGUAUCGCUACCGCUACCCCAAAGGAGAGUCCUACGAGGACCUGGUCCAGCGUCUGGAGCCGGUCAUCAUGGAGUUGGAGCGACAGGAAAACGUUCUGGUCAUCUGUCACCAGGCGGUGAUGAGAUGUCUGCUCGCCUACUUCCUGGACAAAACUGCUCAUGAGCUGCCAUACCUGAAGUGUCCUCUGCAUACCGUCCUCAAACUCACACCGGUUGCCUACGGAUGUAAAGUGGAGUCUGUCUUCCUCAACAUCGAAGCUGUCAACACACACAGAGACAAACCUGUGAAAGAUACAGAUAGAUUUAUGACUUUGCCCGUUCUACAGCCGUCUGUCCCACAUUUCAUUACUCUGAUUAGGCUACAAAAACAGAGAUCCUGUGGUGAAGUUUACCGAGAACGUUGAUGUGGACAGAGAGCCGGAGGAGGCGUUGGAGACGGUCCCUGAACACAUCUAGAGGAAAAACGGCCAGCUUGUUUCAUGGAUCGCGUCCUUUUUUAAUUUAAGUAAUCAAAGUGUUCGUCGAGAUGUCUGAAACAGACAUUUCUUUUCCAUUGUAAAGCUCUUAAUGGAGCCAAAUGUCUGAGACACGAAGAAGACGAAUGAACUGCUGAACAAUGAACACAUGACCAGCGUCACUGUUUAUUCUUUCUUUCUUCAUCCCCUCGUUCUUCGGCACCUCCUCUCUUCUUCUUUAACUAGACCUGUCAGUCUGAGCCGUUUGCACUGUGUUAUCGUGUCUCCACAUUCACACAGAUACAUAAUGAAAUCAUAAUCAGAGACAAUCUAGUCUCCAGUGCUGUGGAGGAAUGUCUGACUGCACCACAGAUGCAUUCUGGGAUAGGAAAAACCUUCUGAGUUGUUUACAUUUCUUUAAACCAAUCACAAUGAUCUUGGGCGGCGCUAAGCUCCGGACACAGCGACGGUGACUAAAUAGUCUCGGGAAGGAUGUUAAAUGAAGUUAACUGUCAGUCCCUAAAACCUCCCAGCUAGAGAGGAAAUGCCCUAUACAUAUUCUUUUUAAAUCUUUACAAUCAACAUUAGAUCCUAAUUGAUGCAACCCUAACCCAUAAUCAAGGAGAAUCCCAAUGUUUGGUACAGGGUUCGUACACCUUUUCCAAGGUCAAAUUCAAGCACUUUUCAAGCACUUUCAAGGUCCAUUUAAAAAAAAAUUCCAGCACCUUACACCACCGUAAAUUACAUACCAAUACAAAGUCAAAACUAUUAUUUAGUGUUUUUAUCACAUUUAAAGAGAUAAUGCUAUAAACAGCCCAAAUUGUGUUUCGUAAUAGCAGAAGGAUCAGAUAUUUAAGUUAAACACAAGUUUUAUUUUUCAAAAUGUAUCGCUGUCUAAGUAGACUUUGCUUGCUAUCUAACCUGCCUGAGUCAAUGUAAAAACUGAGCACUGAGUGGGAGGAUUUGAGCCAAAUGUCAUGCAGCUAGGUCAUUCUGUGUCAAAUCAGACAAAAUCCAGGAAAACCGUUGCUGCACCCUCUUAAAUUUUGCUCAAAGUUUAUGCUACCCUUAAUGUCAGUCUUUUCACACUUUUUUCAGAAUCUAGGGCAUGCCGUACAAACUUGUAAUGGUUCAGUCAUAUUGACAUGUUUGUCUUCCACCCUACAAAGUUUGGGCUGCCUGUCUCUCUCUCUAACCUGAAUAAUACUUUUCAUUAUAUUAAUGUCCAAAUACUGCUUCCCAGAUAAUGUGAUUUUCAGGCUGUAAAACUGAAGUAAUUUCAAGGCCUGAAAAUAUGAAGACAUAGGAUUUGAACAGAAAUAUUUUACAGGCCUUGGUUUUGGGACACAUUCUUGAUAUAGAUAAGGUUUGAAUAAAAUCUAAGACAGUGCAACAACAACCUGUAAUUCCAUUUUAACCCAGAAGACUGACUGUGCACAGGCACCUGCCUGAUAAAUAGGCAAAGUACUCUGUCACUUAGCCUGCGAAUUCCUAGCUAGAAGUUACUACCAUAAACAAAUAGGCGCUAACGUUCGGCUCAAACUGAAAAGUCCGAAAGUCCGGACCAAACGAGGUAGGUGUAAAAGCUCCCUAAGAGAAUGAACAAAGGAACUAGAAAGCAGAAGGUACUUAUGUACUUCUGUUGCUGGUUGGGAUAGAACUGAAAGGCCAAAGAGAGGUUGGGGCUGAUUUAAAUCAGCUCUGUGGUUAUCAAAGAGGAACAAACAACUCAAGGUGUGAGCAGCGUGCAUCUUAACAUUCUGUCUAGACAUUCGUUUAAAAGAAGAAACUGCAGAUUCAGAGGAACGACAAAGCAAAAGUAUAACAGAAUAGAGAUUUUCCAUUACAGUGACGAUGCUCUAUAAGACUGGAGGGAAUCAUUUAUAAAAACACUCAUUCACUUUAUCGCCCUGAGUGAGAGAAUAAGAUUGAAAACUCUCACGUCUGUACGCCAUACAUGAAGCUGCAGCAAGGACAUGCUAAGGUUGGCUUAGCAUAAAGCCUGGAAACAAAGUUAGUCUGGCUCCUACUGAAGUAUCAGUCUUCCUAUUAGCUGCUCUGACGCUCAACAACUAAUACGUUAUAUCUGGUUAGUUAAAUUACAUUUAAUCACAAAAUCCAAAGUGUCUUUUAGAUAAGACAGAAGUGGAGAAAGUUUUCAUUUGGGGACAGAAUUUGAAGUUGAAAAAAAGGUCUUAAAUUGCAAUAUAUCGGAGAUUGUCACAUGUUUAAUAUCACAAUAAUAGAUCUCUGGGAAUUUCCAGCCCAGAUGUUCAGUGUGUUUAAACAUCUGUCUGUUUAAAGAUAAACGAGAUCUGCUGCAUAGUGUUGGUGAUUUUAAAAGGGUUUACUUCAGUGGAGAUGUCGAAUCGCAAAGCGAGUUCAACUCUAAACCGGUUUGAUGAACCCGAGUGCUGUCUCUGAUCUGGCUAACCCUAACCCCAGAGUCUUCUCUAAAGAAUGAAAAGCUAACCCUAACCCCAGAGUCUUCUCUAAA